This is a messenger RNA of Dendroctonus ponderosae (mountain pine beetle), 10299 nucleotides long. RefSeq lists its product as uncharacterized. Gene Ontology annotation, biological process: microtubule anchoring. Gene Ontology annotation, molecular function: microtubule binding. Gene Ontology annotation, cellular component: centriole; cytoskeleton; ciliary basal body. The record is from RefSeq and is a predicted model, not a curated record. NCBI's taxonomy places the organism in Eukaryota, Metazoa, Arthropoda, Insecta, Coleoptera, Curculionidae.
CAGCGAAUUCUCGGUUUAAUUUUGAAACGAGCGCGGUCGCGAACGCACACACACAUUUAACUCGCGCUUUUUUAUUUUAAUUUAUCAAUUUUAUUUAUUUCGUUCCAGUGCCUUAAGUCACGAUGACUGUGAAUAAAAAUACGUCGAAAACCAGCAAAAAGAAGAGUUCGACCAGCAACGCUUCGGCUACAAGCAGCACGCAACAGCAAUCGUCGAAAAAAGUGGUGUCUUCCAGUACAAGUAAGUCGGAAAAGAGUGGCGCAAUUUCCAAGUCCUCCUCAGCGUCCAGCUUGAAAAUAUCGGACGUUUCCCAUUUGCCCGUUAACGCCAACGUUGUCAGCUACACAGUGACUGAAAUGCUCCCUACGGGAUCCGGCGAGAAAGUCACAGUCUAUGGGGAUGGAGGCGCUACCUCCACCGAGUACAGACACUUUGUCACUCAAGACGCCUCCACCUCUUCGACCUCUCAUGCCACCUCCAUCCAGCAAAUCAGCUCCACUUUGCACGAAUCCUCCUCCAACUUAUCGUGCGCCUCUGGAUCCACCUACACAGUGACAGAGCCCAGAGAGGAAUACAAGCUCACAUACAACAAAAACGACUCGGGAUGGAACGGAAAAUUCACCGUAGAAGGCCAACCACCAAAGGGGAGCACAGUGGAGCAAAGCUCCACCUCCAGCUCGAAGCAGAAAAGCUCUUCGACAGCCAAAAGCUCAUCGAGCAGCUACGUGGUGGAGGUGGUGGAUGGCAAGGAGCGGAUAGUCGACCAGAAGCACCAUGAGGCCGGUCAGGCGCACACCUCCAGCAAUGAGGAGUUUCUCGCCUCAAAGAGUGGCACCAACAUCACGCCAGAGGCGCACUUCAAGCAAAACGCCAAGGAAAGCGCCACCAGCUACGACUCGAAGGUUCCCAAGCCCAAAGGCUACACAUCGGAGGUGAGUAGGGAGGUGCAUCAGGUGGGCGACAACGUUUCGUCCUCCCAGAGCCACACUCAGGAGGGUGACUCCAAAUUGCUCAAGCAGACCAAGGAUUCGAUCACCAGCCAGAAAACUGGUGCUCCAAAAAAGGUUUCCACGAAAGCAGGCAAAAGCCUGGAAGAGUCCAGCUCGAAAAACCUGGACGAGAAGGAGACAGUAACCACCACCUACACCUACUACGACUCCAAAGGGAAUGUUAUCAAAACGUUGACAGACGUGGACACCCAUAGUGUUCCUGGAUCGGAAACAGCAACGAAUUCAAAAAACUUCUACGGUCACAGCGUGGAUUCAAAAAACACCAUCGUGUCUAAUGUGGACCACAUCCAUGCUGUGCAAGAAGGCGUCCAGACAACGAAGACGGACAACGUGGCUUCUAGUCUAGUGAACGAAAACCUUGUGGACACCAACAGGAUCAGGCAAAAACAGACCAAUACUAACUCGAGGGACUUUUAUGGACAUUCUGUAGACUCCAAGAACACCGUAGUGGAAAACGUCUACGACUCUACAGCCACCCAGAACACCAUAGGGACGUCCGGAAGAAUUUUGCAUGAUAAUACCAUCACCGAUUCCACUGAUGUGAUCUACUCGAAUGAUCGGCUGUAUGGACAGACUGGCUGGAAUGGGAAAUUCACCCAAGAACAGCCCACUAAACGACCACAGUCGCCCUCCAAGGCAGAAAAUCGCACCAAGUCGCCUUCCAAAGCUCCUACAGCCAAAGACCAGCCUGCUCCUACCCAAGUGGAGGCCAACACGAGCAGGCAAAAAGAGACAAACACCAACUCUAGAGACUUUUAUGGGCAUACUGUAGACUCGAAGAACACCGUGGUGAAAAACGUGUACGACUCUACAGCCACCCAGAACACCAUAGGGACGUCCGGAAGAAUUUUGCAUGAUAAUACCAUCACCGAUUCCACUGAUGUGAUCUACUCGAAUGAUCGGCUGUAUGGACACACUGGCUGGAAUGGAAAAUUUACCCAAGAACAGCCCACUAAACGAUCGCAAUCGCCUUCCAAAGCAGACAAGCGCGUUAAGUCGCCCUCCAAAGCUCCUACAGCCAAAGACAAGCCUGCUCCUACCCAAGUGGAGGCCAACACGAGCAGGCAAAAAGAGACAAACACCAACUCUAGAGACUUUUAUGGACAUACUGUAGACUCGAAGAACACCGUGGUAAAAAACGUCUACGACUCUACAGCCACCCAGAACACCAUAGGAACGUCUGGAAGAAUCUUACAUGAUAACACCAUCACCGAUUCUACUGAUGUGAUCUACUCAAAUGAUCGGCUGUAUGGACACACUGGCUGGAAUGGAAAAUUUACCCAAGAACAGCCCACUAAACGAUCGCAAUCUCCCUCCAAAUCAGACAAACGCGUUAAGUCGCCUUCCAAAGCUCCUACAGCCAAAGACAAGCCUGCUCCUACCCAAGUGGACGCCAACACGAGCAGGCAAAAAGACACAAACACUAACUCUAGGGACUUUUAUGGGCAUACUGUAGACUCGAAAAACACCGUGGUGAAAAACGUCUACGACUCUACAGCCACCCAGAACACCAUAGGAACCUCUGGAAAAAUCUUACAUGAUAACACCAUCACCGAUUCUACUGAUGUGAUCUAUUCAAAUGAUCGGCUGUAUGGACAGACUGGCUGGAAUGGCAAAUUCACUCAAGAACACCCCUCCAAGCCAGUCGACAGCAGUUUUUUAGCCACAGAAAUCCAGGAAAACAUUAAGCAGUUCACCGACAAAACUCUUGUGGACACCACUUCAAAGGACUCAUCAACAGUUGUGGAAACUUUCGAAACAGUGUCCAAAUUUUCCGACUCCAAAACCUCCAUUACAAAAGACUCGCAAACAUUUGAGGAUCAUCAGUCCUCCAAAGAGCACUACAGCACUCAUGACGUGCAAGACAGUUCUAAGCCUAGAGGACCAUCAAAGGAACCAAAAGGUCCGGCUGGAAAGGCAGUGGAGCCCAAACAGCCAUCCACUUCAGUAGAUAGUAGAGUGACCUCAACAUUGAGUGAAGACGUCCAGGUGAAAACGUCCAUUGAUCAGAAAUUCACCACCGAAAACCUGUCGACAAUUGAUGUGAAAAGCGACACACAGAAGAACAUUGUGAAGCACGUGCAAUCCAUCGAUUCAGUGGAUCGCAUCAACAAAACGUUCAUCAAAGAGGACAUCAUCGACAUCAAAGAUGUGAAUGAAGUGGAGAACAUCACCAACAUCAAGCGAAUCACCGACAACAAAGUGAUCAACAUUGUGAAAACAGUGAAGGAGAAGCCGGAACCUGCCAAAAUCCGAGUACCGUUGAAGGAACAGUGCAUUUGCGAGCUUUGUACAUGCGGACGACACAGCUGCCCUCACAAUCCCGACGACUAUAACGACCAUCUCCACCCUCAAGGGCCCAUCUACGCUCAGCCGAAAGACGAGUAUAAUGCAACCAAAGGGGAGCGAUUCCCCAUUAAGAAACCCGAAGACCAUCUUCGUCCAGAAGGUGACUUCGUCAAGCGUGAACCGCAAGCCUGGCAGCCUGGAGAGCGAGCUCCGAUCAAGAAACCUCAGGAUAAUCUGCGACCGGAAGGUGAUUUUGAAAAGCGCCGACCGGAUGAAUGGAAACCAGGCGACCGAGCUCCUGUUAAAAAACCCCAGGACAACCUGAGGCCUGAAGGCGACUUUGAAAGGCCCAAAGCGGAAGAGUGGAGACCCGGAGACCGCGCCCCCGUCCGAAAACCCCACGACAAUCUACGACCCGAAGGCGAAUUCGAACGACCGGAAAAGCCCGGAUUCCGACCAGCCGAGAGGCCACAGCAGAAGAAACCGGAAGAUAAUCUCAGACCGGAAGGCGACUUUGAAAAACGCACCCCGCAAAAGUUUGUGCCGUCCGAGCGUCCGAAGCAGAAGAAACCGGAGGAUAAUUUGAAACCUGAAGGCGACUUUGAGCUGCCCGAACCGGAAAAAUGGGUGCCGGCAGAUAGACCGAAACAGAAGCGUCCAGAAGACAACUUGAGGCCGGAGGGAGAGUUUGAGCGGCCUCACAAGCCCGACUACCAGCCGGGCGAACGGCCAGUGGCGAAGAAACCUCAAGACAACCUCAAACCGGAAGGCGACUUUGCGAAGCGCACUGUUGAGGAGUACAGGGCGAUUCGGGCCGAUCGAGCUGAAAUCGUGCGUCAUGAAGACAACAUUACUGUUGGGGGUGAAUUUACCGAUGUGACUACCUCAAAGGUUGACUUCACGGGCGAAUCAGGACCAAGAACAAGUCCAGUGCGCAGAAACACCUUCACUAAAGUAGAGGGUGACUUCACUUCGGACACCACCAAUAAGUCCGAGUUUAUCGACUACAGUACAACAGUCGAACGUACCAGCAUCCAUCGUCGAAACGAUAACCUCACUGUUGAGGGCGACAUGACGUUCGACACCUCCUCAACUGUUGAGUACACCGAGAAAACGCCUCAGGUGGACCGGCGCAGAAGAACAUGGACCAAAGACGACGUGGACAAGUUCUACUCGACGGACAGCAGCGAGGUGACCACCACCAGUCAGGACGUCUACAAGACGUUCGAUACCACCGAUUUGCGCCAAACCGUCGUUAUUCAUCGCGACAAUCUCCGGCCAGAGGGCCCUUUCCAAGGCACUCCUAAGUCCAAGGAAGACUACACGCCCAAACUUACCGAACGGCCCACUCCCAAGAAACCAGUGGACAAUUUGCGCCCUGAGGGCGAGUUUGAAAGGCCGGAGAAACCGGGCUAUCGCCCAGCUGAUCGUCCCCAGCAAAAGCGCCCUGAAGACAAUCUGCGCCCUGAAGGUGACUUCGAGCGGCCCACUCCAACCAAGGUCCAUCCAGGUGAGCGACGCACUCCGAUUAAGCACGAUGACAAUCUGAGGCCCGAGGGCGACUUUGAGCGCCCUGAAAAGCCCGGCUAUCGUCCAGCAGAGCGCCCGACACAGAAGCGCCCGGAAGACAAUUUACGCCCAGAGGGCGAAUUUGAGCGGCCGGAGAAAACGAAAUUUAGGCCAGCUGAACGGCCCACUGCCAAAAAACCGGAAGACAACCUGCGCCCUGAAGGUGAUUUCGAACGUCCCACUCCAACCAAAGUCCAUCCAGGUGAAAGACGCACGCCGAUUAAACAUGAUGACAAUUUGAGGCCUGAAGGUGAUUUUGAGCGGCCAGAAAGGCCAGAGUUUCGUCCUGCGGAAAGACGCCAUCAAGUCCGACCAGACGACAACCUUAGGCCCGAAGGGGACUUUGAGAAGCGCACACCCGAAAAGUUCAUUCCAGCCGAGAGGCCAAAGCAAAAGCGCCCGGAAGAUAAUCUGCGCCCUGAAGGCGAGUUUGAGCGCCCAACGCCUACGAAAGUGCAUCCAGGCGAACGCCGGUCGCCUAUUAAACACGAUGAUAACUUGCGCCCUGAAGGCGACUUUGAACGUCCAGAAAAGCCCGGAUAUCGUCCAGCUGAACGCCCACAACAAAAGCGCCCUGAAGACAACUUGCGUCCUGAAGGUGACUUUGAACGCCCAAGUCCGACGAAAAUUGGACCUGCCGAACGUCGAACACCAAUCAAGCAUGACGACAAUUUGCGGCCAGAAGGAGACUUUGAACGUCCAGAAAAGCCUAGAUAUCGUCCAGCUGACAGGCCACAACAGAAACGGCCUGAGGACAAUUUGCGUCCUGAAGGAGAGUUUGAGAAGCGCACCCCCGAGAAGUUCAUUCCCGCUGAGCGACCAAAGCAAAUGCGGCCAGAAGACAAUUUACGCCCAGAAGGAGAUUUUGAGCGCCCAGAGAAACCAGGGUAUCGUCCCGCUGAGCGCCCACAACAAAAACGCCCUGAAGACAACUUGCGCCCUGAAGGGGAGUUUGAGCGUCCUACUCCAACCAAAAUCGGUCCAGGUGAACGUCGAACGCCUAUCAAACAUGACGACAAUUUGCGCCCAGAAGGAGACUUUGAGCGCCCAGAGAAACCAGGAUACCGUCCUGCUGAGCGACCACAACAAAGGCGCCCUGAAGAUAAUUUACGUCCUGAAGGAGACUUUGAGCGUCCCACGCCAACUAAAAUCGGGCCUGCUGAACGUCGAACACCAAUCAAACAUGACGACAAUUUGCGCCCAGAAGGAGACUUUGAACGACCCGAAAAGCCUGGAUAUCGUCCAGCUGAGCGACCUCAGCAAAAACGACCCGAAGACAAUCUACGCCCUGAGGGAGAGUUUGAAAAACGCACCCCAGAAAAAUUCGUUCCAGCUGAGCGUCCACAGCAAAAGCGCCCUGAAGACAAUCUGCGCCCUGAAGGAGAUUUUGAGCGCCCAACUCCCACAAAAAUUGGCCCAGCUGAACGCAGAACGCCCAUUAAGCAUGACGACAAUUUGCGUCCAGAGGGCGACUUUGAACGUCCGGAAAAGCCCGGGUAUCGUCCGGCAGAGCGCCCACAACAAAAACGUCCUGAAGAUAAUUUACGCCCUGAAGGAGAUUUUGAACGUCCCACUCCAACUAAAAUUGGCCCAGCCGAACGUCGGACUCCCAUUAAACAUGACGAUAAUUUGCGCCCAGAAGGAGAGUUUGAGCGCCCAGAGAAGCCAGGUUACCGCCCGGCUGAGCGCCCACAACAAAAGCGCCCUGAAGACAAUCUGCGCCCUGAAGGAGACUUUGAGCGUCCGACUCCAACAAAAGUUGGCCCAGGUGAACGUCGAACGCCUAUCAAACACGACGAUAAUUUGCGCCCAGAGGGCGAUUUUGAACGUCCCGAAAAGCCAGGAUAUCGUCCAGCUGAACGACCACAACAAAAACGCCCGGAAGACAAUCUGCGCCCUGAAGGAGACUUUGAGCGCCCAACUCCCACAAAAAUCGGCCCAGCUGAACGAAGAACGCCCAUUAAGCAUGACGACAAUUUGCGUCCAGAGGGAGACUUUGAGCGCCCAGAGAAACCUGGAUAUCGUCCAGCUGAGCGCCCACAACAAAGACGCCCUGAAGACAAUCUGCGCCCUGAAGGAGACUUUGAGCGCCCAACUCCCACAAAAAUCGGCCCAGCUGAACGAAGAACGCCCAUUAAGCAUGACGAUAAUUUGCGCCCAGAGGGAGACUUUGAGCGCCCAGAGAAACCUGGAUAUCGUCCAGCUGAGCGCCCACAACAAAGACGUCCUGAAGACAAUUUGCGUCCAGAGGGAGACUUUGAGCGCCCAGAGAAACCUGGAUAUCGUCCAGCUGAGCGCCCACAACAAAGACGUCCUGAAGACAAUCUGCGCCCUGAAGGGGACUUUGAGCGUCCGACCCCAACAAAAGUUGGCCCAGGUGAACGUCGAACGCCCAUCAAACACGACGAUAAUUUGCGCCCAGAGGGCGACUUUGAACGUCCCGAAAAGCCCGGAUAUCGUCCAGCUGAACGACCACAACAAAAACGCCCUGAAGACAAUCUGCGCCCUGAAGGGGACUUUGAGCGCCCAACUCCCACAAAAAUUGGCCCAGCUGAACGCAGAACGCCCAUUAAGCAUGACGACAAUUUGCGUCCAGAGGGCGACUUUGARCGUCCCGAAAAGCCCGGAUAUCGUCCAGCUGAACGACCACAUCAAAAACGCCCWGAAGACAAUCUGCGCCCUGAAGGAGACUUUGAGCGCCCAACUCCCACAAAAAUUGGCCCAGCUGAACGCAGAACGCCCAUUAAGCAUGACGACAACUUGCGUCCUGAAGGAGACUUUGAGCGCCCAGAGAAACCUGGAUAUCGGCCAGCUGAGCGCCCAGAACAAAAACGCCCUGAAGACAACUUGCGUCCUGAGGGAGAUUUUGAGCGUCCAACUCCGACUAAAAUCGGCCCCGGUGAACGUCGCACGCCAAUUAAACAUGACGACAAUUUGCGUCCGGAAGGAGAAUUUGAGCGCCCAGAGAAGCCAGGUUACCGCCCGGCGGAGCGCCCACAACAAAAGCGCCCAGAGGACAAUCUCCGGCCUGAAGGCGAAUUUGAGAAACGUACACCAGAUAAAUUUGUCCCUGCUGAACGACCGCAACCAAAGCGCCCUGCGGACAAUUUGCGCCCCGAGGGAGAAUUUGAACGCCCCUCUCCAACUAAAAUCGGACCUGCUGAACGAAGAACUCCUAUUAAGCAUGGCGACAAUCUCCGCCCAGAAGGCGACUUUGAACGCCCAGAGAAGCCUGGUUACCGUCCGGCUGAACGACCACAACAAAAGCGCCCUGAGGACAAUCUGCGCCCCGAAGGGGACUUUGAACGUCCCACACCAACUAAAAUCGGUCCAGCUGAACGUAGAACUCCGAUUAAGCACGACGACAAUUUGCGUCCAGAGGGAGACUUUGAGCGCCCUGAAAAACCGGGAUACCGCCCAGCUGAGCGACCGCAACAGAGGCGCCCUGAAGACAAUCUUCGACCUGAGGGCGACUUCGAGCGACCAACUGCCGCCCCCGUUGGUCCAGGCGAACGACGAACGCCCAUUAAACACGGCGACAAUUUGCGUCCAGAAGGCGACUUUGAGCGCCCAGAAAAACAGGGAUACCGCCCAGCUGAACGGCCACAACAGAAGCGCCCUGAAGACAAUCUUCGUCCAGAGGGUGAGUUUGAGCGUCCCGAAAUCAAGGAAAUUGGACCUGCAGAGCUGCGCAAACCCAUCAAACACGAAGACAAUCUUAGACAAGAAGGCAGCAUGCUGGUUACAAGGCGGGAUGACUACAAAGUCAUCCAGGGUGAACGAGUGGACGUUGUUCGACAUGAGGAUAAUCUAAAAAUGGAGGGAAAAUUCACCGAUACGAGAACCAGAGAUGAUUUCACAGUCGUAAAGGGCGAACGCUCGGAAAUUGUGAAGCAUGAGGACAAUUUGAAGAUCGAGGGCGAAUUCACCGAGCGAAGAUCAAGAGACGACUACAAGGUGGUGAAAGGCGAAAGGGCGGAAGUGAUCAUCAGGAAAGACAAUCUUCGAAUGGAAGGUGAAUUCAACGAGUACCGAAAACGGGAUGAAUUUACCACACGCACUGAGAAGACGGAAGUGGUACGGCACGAAGACAACCUGAAACUUGAGGGCGACUUCGAGCGGCCGACGCCUACUAAAGUGGGGCCUGGAGAGCGUCGAAGACCGAUCAAGCACGACGACAAUUUGCGGCCAGAGGGCGACUUUGAGCGUCCGACUGCCGCCCCUGUAGGGCCGGGCGAAAGAAGAACGCCCAUUCGGCACAGCGACAACUUGCGCCCAGAGGGCGACUUUGAAAGACCCGAAAAGCCUGGAUUUAAACCUGCAGAACGUCCGACGCCUACUAAGCCUCAGGAUAAUCUUCGGCCAGAGGGCGACUUUGAGCGCCCAACUGCUUCUCCUAUAGGACCGGGUGAGAGAAGGACGCCAAUACGGCACAGUGACAACUUGCGCCCGGAGGGCGACUUUGAAAGACCCGAAAAGCCCGGAUUUAAGCCUGCGGAACGUUCAACCCCCACUAAGCCACAAGACAAUCUUCGGCCAGAGGGCGACUUUGAGCGGCCAACGGCCGCCCCUAGAGGUCCAGGGGAACGAAGAACGCCCAUUAGACACGGCGACAAUUUGCGUCCGGAAGGCGACUUCGACAGGCCCGCAAAGCCCGGCUAUCAGCCAGCCGAAAGGGUCACGCCUAAAAAGCCGCAAGAUAACUUGCGGCCGGAGGGCGACUUUGACCGAAGCACCCCUUCAAAAAUUGGACCUGGGGAACGAAGAACUCCCAUUCGGCAUGCGGAUAACCUGCGCCCUGAAGGCAAUUUCGACCGGCCUCAGAAGACGCGCUACGGACCGGGAGAACGAGCUGAUAUCGUGAAACAUCCCGACAAUCUGAAGCCAGAGGGCGAGUUUACCGGCACCCCUAAGAGUAGGGACGAUUUUAAGCCAACCAGGGGCGAGCGGGCGCCAGUGAAGAAGCCGCAAGACAACCUGAAGGUCACUGGGGAGUUCCAGGACACCACCAUGACCAAGUCCCAGUACACGGUGGUUCAAGGCGAGAGGGCGGAAGUGAAGAGGCGCGAAGAUCAGCUGAAGGUGGGCAGCGGAAAGAUGGAAACUUUGACCACAAGCAAACAAACAUUCGAAUCCAGUCCGAGUAAAACGCCAGAACGCACUGUGGUGGACACCAGACGGCACAUGCAGUCGCAUUUUAGUCUUGGUGAUGACAAGUCGCAUACCAUGCAAACCACCAACCAGAGCAACUAUAACACGUACACGAAGAAGGUUUCCGAUAAGAAGGUGAUGGAGAAUGUGGAGAAGCGCACCAGCAAUGUGGUGGAGAAGAAGGUGGUUUCCAACGAGGAUCUAGUGGUCAAAAAGGGUGGCAAACAUGAGACUAAUGUGACUACGACUGAUGGCUUGGCUACCUCCACACAAACACGCA